Messenger RNA from Photinus pyralis (common eastern firefly), 488 nucleotides. RefSeq names its product NADH dehydrogenase [ubiquinone] 1 alpha subcomplex subunit 5 (gene ND-13B). Gene Ontology annotation, biological process: respiratory electron transport chain. The record is from RefSeq and is a predicted model, not a curated record. Bases 61 to 426 code for a protein of 121 amino acids. Lineage: Eukaryota; Metazoa; Arthropoda; Insecta; Coleoptera; Lampyridae. The transcript has a single exon.
UUUGACAGCUUCACUUUGACAAUUACAUAAUACAAACAUUGUAGUGAGAACUGUGCAGAAAUGUCUGGGGCAAUUAAGAAGACCACGGGUUUAACGGGCCUCGUUGUGAGUAAGGCACCUCACCAUAGUUUAGGAAUAUUGUACGACAAAAUCAUGAGAACCUUACAAAAAAUGCCAGAAUCUGCGGCUUAUCGGAAACAUACCGAACAGCUCAUAUGUGAAAGAGCACAAGUUCUAAGUUCUACGACCGAUAUCAAUCAAGUUGAACAAACUAUCGGCUGUGGACAGGUCGAGGAGCUUAUAGUUCAGGCGGAGAACGAAUUAAUUUUAGCUCGAAAAAUGUUAAACUGGAAGCCUUGGGAACCUCUAUGUCAAGCGGCACCUGCUGGUCAGUGGGACUGGCCACCGACGGUGUCUGAAAAAUAAGUUGUAAAUAGCCAUACUGUAGUAUUAUUAAAAAUUUGAGAUAAAAAAAUAAUUCUUGUUUA